Nerophis lumbriciformis (worm pipefish) is the source of this 2967-nucleotide messenger RNA. The record is from RefSeq and is a predicted model, not a curated record. Lineage: Eukaryota; Metazoa; Chordata; Actinopteri; Syngnathiformes; Syngnathidae.
AUGCUUUAUGUGGACGCCUUCAUCUAUGCUACAGCAGCCUGGUACAUUGAAGCCGUGUUCCCAGGUAAGUAUGGUGUGCCUCAGCCGUGGAAUUUCGUCUUUAAUAUCAACUACUGGAGGGGAGUUCCACUAAAGAAUGACAUGCCAAUCCCUGCUGUUCCUAAACGGCAUCGUAAAGGUGAGACUGAAAGUGAUUGCAUUGAAGCCGACCCAAGUGAAAUGGUCCUUGGUGUCCAUAUAAGUAACCUUGUGAAAAUCUACAAAAAGGGAGGCAAGAUGGCUGUCAACCACCUCGACCUGAAGUUUUAUCAGGGGCAAAUCACCUCACUUUUAGGACAAAAUGGAGCAGGAAAAACAACUACCAUGUCUAUACUGAUUGGUCUGUUCCUUCCUACUUCGGGGACCGUGUAUAUCCAAGGGAUGGACAUACGGAACAACAUGGACAUCAUCCGAAGGACCCUGGGAUUUUGUCCACAACACAAUGUCCUGUUUGACUUUAUGACGGUGCAGGAGCAUGUCUGGUUUUAUGCACGCCUCAGGGGUAUAUCUGAAAAAAAAGUAAAGGCUGGCAUUAAUUCUUGGCUCAAAAGUGUUGGACUGCUUCACAAACGUCAUGAAUGGACAAAAUUCCUCUCUGGUGGAAUGAAGAGAAAGCUGAGUGUGGCAAUUGCAUUUAUUGGCGGACCAAAGGUGGUUGUUUUGGAUGAACCUACAGCAGGGAUGGACCCACACGCCCGCCGAGGGAUCUGGGACAUGUUGCUGAAAUAUCGCAGAGACCGAACAAUCAUCCUCGCCACUCAUUACAUGGAUGAGGCAGAGAUACUUGCUGAUCGUAUUGCCAUUAUCUCCCAUGGAAGGCUGUGCUGCUGUGGGUCCCCGUUGUUUCUUAAAUCUAAACUGGGGGUUGGCUCCACCCUGACUUUGGUCAAAGAGCUAAGUCCGUUGGUGAAGGACGAACUGGCCGCCCGCAACGGAGCAGCAGCUUUGGAGGACCUUAUUGGACUGUCCCAGUACGUCAUUAGUCUGAGUCGGAACCGCUGGAUUCUGAGGAAGCUCGGUGAGUGCCUGCUUGUGGAGAACAGAAUGAAGCCUGGUGUCGUGCUCUUGUUGGUCUCUACCCCAGACAAGGACGUCGUCCAUUGCUGCGUUUUAUCUGCCAUGUCCGUUGUGCCAUUCGGCUUGAUGCUAUUCCUGACUAAUGAAAGAGUCAGUCAAGCCAAACAACUCCAGUUUGUCAGCGGCGUCAAACCAAUAAUCUACUGGGUGGCAAACCUUUUAUGGGACCUGGUGGUGAGCCCAUGGGAAGGGGGUCCCACGUUACCUUUUCGGGCUGUGCCUGGCCGGGCCACAUGGAUACAGGCCCGGCCACCAGACGCUUGCUUUCGAGCACCACCUCCUGGCAUGGCUCCAGAUGGGGGCCCGGACUCCGCAGUCUUCUCCCCAACGGCAGCAAGCUGGUCGUCGGGAGAAGGAGGGGACUUCCGCGCCGUGGUGGAGUUGUCUGCCUCAAAGCGGGCGAAGAAGUCAUUGAAGUGGUUCAGCAGAGAGAUGGAGCUGUCGCAGCGAUCGGCAAUCCUCCUGGAGUACUGUCUCUUGGCCAAUCUGAUGCCACGUGACAGGUUGGCCCUGGCUGUUCUUAGGCUCACCUCGUCCCCGGCUCUGAAGGCAGCAUUCCGAGCCCUCAGGAGCCUGUCGACCUCUCCAGUUAGCCAUGGCUUCUGGUUGGACCGGAUAAUGAUGUUCAUGGGAAAGCAAAUGUUCAUGAUCCUCCCCAUUUACUCCUUCGCAGAUGGACUCAAAAACUUGGAACAACAUGCCAAAGAUCCUUUCGACCAGGAAUUUGUUGGAAAAAAACUUAUUAUAAUGGCAGGAGAGAGUGUCAUCUUCUUUCUUUUCACAAUAAUGCUGGAGUACAAGUUCUUCAUCCAGAGCGAAAUGCUGCCUUGCACUAAGAUCCCUCUUGGCUCAGAGGAUGAGGAUGAAGAUGUAGCCAUGGAAAGACAGAGAGCUGAAAGUGGUCAAGCUAAUUCAGACAUGCUUACUAUGAUCAAUCUGACAAAAAUUUACCGAGGUAAAAGUAAACCAGCAGUCAAUCAACUUUGCCUAGGGAUUCCUCGUGGUGAGUGUUUUGGCCUGCUUGGUGUCAAUGGCGCAGGGAAAACGACGACAUUUCGCAUGCUGACGGGGGAUACGACUGUCAGCUUCGGAAAUGCUUUCCUCAACAACUGCAGUGUCGCACGUGAAAUGGACAAGGUUCACCAGAUGAUGGGAUACUGCCCACAGUUUGACACCAUGUGGGGGUUGCUGACUGGUACCGAACACCUGGAACUGUAUGCUCGUCUACGAGGGGUGCCUGAGGAGUCUGUCACCAAGGUGGCUGUAUUGGCUUUGAAGAAGCUUGGACUAAGCAAGUUGUCCAAGCAAAAAGCUGAAGUUUACAGCGUAGGCAAUAUGCGGAGGCUCAACACUGCUAUCGCUCUCAUUGGUGCUCCGCCUGUUAUAUUUCUGGAUGAGCCCACCACAGGCAUGGACUCACUGGCUAAAAGGUUCAUGUGGGACAACAUCCGGUCCCUGAACAGAGAUGGAAGAUCAGUUGUUCUGACUUCCCACAGUAUGGAGGAAUGUGAGGCUCUCUGCAGCAGAAUAGCCAUCAUGGUCAGUGGCUCUUUCAUGUGUCUUGGCUCUGUGCAGCACUUGAAGAACAGAUUUGGUGGUGGCUACGUCAUCACCUUGCGUCUGGCAGACAGUGAAUGCAAUCAAGACACUUCUCCAGUCGUCAUCUUUAUGAAAAACGCAUUUCCAGUGAUCAAGCUGAAGAAGCAGUACCAUAACAUACAGCAGUACCAGCUUCCGGCAAAUGCCUGUUCCCUGGCUGAAGUGUUUAACACGCUAGCCAACAAUUAUGAGGAGUUGGGCAUAAGGGACUUCAGUGUUUCACAGACCACGCUGGACCAGGUUUAUAUCAAC